GGCCAUUCCUUGUCGCCAUCAUCUUUGAACCCAUCCGCGCAAGACUUUUGCCAAAAUGGCCAUUGACACUACACCCUCGGACCCCAAUGCACCUCUCAAGAAGAAGCCCAUCCAGCCAAUAAACUUGGCUAUCGGCGCGGGACUCAAUCUCUUUGAGGUGUCAACCCUUGGCCAGCCUUUUGAGGUGGUUAAAACUCACAUGGCUGCCAACCGAGGAGACACAAUGCCUCAAGCAGUUGUCAAAACAUGGAAACGUGGUGGACCUUUUGGUUUCUAUCAAGGCCUGAUUCCCUGGGCCUGGAUUGAAGCUAGCACGAAAGGCGCAGUCCUUAUUUUUGCAGCUUCGGAGAUUGAGUACCUUGCAAAAGUGGCUGGCGCUGGACCCGCUUGGGCAGGAGUGGUGGGCGGUAUGGGUGGUGGUAUAGCUCAGGCCUAUGCGACCAUGGGCUUCUGCACGUUCAUGAAGACCGUUGAGGUGACUAGACACAAGGGUUCGGGGAGUGGCCCGAGCAAGUCGAGCAUCCAAGUUGCCCGUGAGAUCUUUGCGCGAGAGGGUAUUCGUGGAAUUAACAAAGGGGUGAACGCCGUUGCGGUUCGACAGUGUACAAACUGGGGAUCUCGGUUUGGUCUGUCUCGAGUUGCCGAAAACGCGAUUCGUAAGGCCACCGGUAAUGAGGACGCGAAGCAGCCACUGUCCCCAUAUCAGAGAAUUUUGGCUUCCGCCAUUGGCGGUGGUCUAUCUUGCUGGAAUCAGCCUAUUGAAGUCAUCCGCGUGGAAAUGCAGAGUCAAAUCAAAACGCCUGGUCGACCGGAAAAGAUGACCAUCAGCUCCGCGGCCAAAUGGAUUUACCAACAAAAUGGCUUCAAGGGCUUCUAUCGUGGAGUUACUCCACGGGUGGGUCUCGGAGUGUGGCAAACUGUCUGCAUGGUGUUUGGCGGAGAUCAGGUGAAGGGAUAUUUUGCGAAUAGGGCACAGAAAUAGGACGUUGAAUACCUAUUGCGUGUCAAUUUCCCCGUUUAGCGCCUCUUCUUGGUUGGAUCUGUGACGCUGCGCGUCGUCUGAUUAGAUCUAUACUCAAUAUCGACCGUACUAGAAAUUUAAGUACAUAAACGUGUACCUCUAUCUAAGAGAUCUGUGAGUGGGCUACGACGUAGAUAAGAAUAGAUGUGCCAUGGUCGCGAUAUUCGCAAUCAAGAUUUUAGGGA
Messenger RNA from Spizellomyces punctatus DAOM BR117, 1206 nucleotides. RefSeq lists its product as uncharacterized. The transcript has 5 exons. Gene Ontology annotation, molecular function: tricarboxylate secondary active transmembrane transporter activity. Gene Ontology annotation, cellular component: mitochondrion. NCBI's taxonomy places the organism in Eukaryota, Fungi, Chytridiomycota, Chytridiomycetes, Spizellomycetales, Spizellomycetaceae. Gene Ontology annotation, biological process: mitochondrial citrate transmembrane transport; alpha-ketoglutarate transport. The record is from RefSeq and is a predicted model, not a curated record. Bases 56 to 982 code for a protein of 308 amino acids.